AUGUUCAACCUAUUUGGAGAGGAACCUGCACAAGAAGAGCCUCUGUCGCCCCUACUGGUUGCCGUGGACGCCGAGGAUGUGGACACCGUGCGCCAGUUAGUCCCCACAGCAGACCCUGGUGACCUCACCGCGGCUCUGUGUCGAUCCUGCGAGAAGGGUAAACUCACUGUCGCCCAGGCUCUGAUAGAGACCGAAAAAUGUGAUGCCAAUGCCGCGGACGAUGGUGUAACGCCCCUGUUCUUGGCCGCAAAAGCUGUGGAGCCCGCCAUCGUCCAACUCCUCCUACAGCACGGCGCAGAUGUCACUGUGAAUUCAAAAAUUAAGCGGGGCGAUUUCAGAGAACUGUUAUAUCUGCCGAUCCACGGCGCGGCGCAGGAUCUGCGGCAACUCCAAGAUGUGAAAGAUCAAUCUUGCUUCGAGGAGGUAAUCCAGCUGCUGUUGGACGCCGGGGCCGACAUCAAUUCGCAGGAUUCCCACGGCGAAACCGUGCUGCUAGACUGCUUGCACUGCGAUUCGGAGCUCGUUUCAUUUGUACUACGUGUCGGAGCGAAUCCCAACAUCGAGGAUAAGCGAGGCCUCGUGCCUCUGCAAUUCUUUCACACGCCUCAAGAUCAUCCGGAACGAUUCAAGCUUCUAAUGGAGUACGGGGCCCGUUUGGAUACUGGCGCGAAAGAUGACGGUAAAACGCCGCUGCAUGCCUUCGCGACGAAAUGUCAGCUGGGAGAUCUCUCCUUGUUCCUGCCGUAUGUAUCGGACUGGCACAUUACCGAUGCAAAAGGGAAUACACUACUUCAUGUCGCUGUAGGAAGACACCGCCGUGGGAAUCCGACGGUUGCGGCACUUUUGAAGCUCGGGCUUGACCCAAACCAGAAGAAUCACGAUGGAAGACAGCCUAUCCAUAUGAUCAAUGCCAUGGGAGACAGUCUAGUAGACGUCUUGGACAUCCUCUGUGCGGCCGAUGCAGAUCUUGAGGCCAGGGAUCACUCUGGACGCACGCUACUCACCAAUUCUAUGUCUGGAUAUGCCAGUAUAAGCUCUCACGAGUUGGUGCCUCUUCUAAUCAGCCGGGGAGCUAAUAUCAACGCCCGGGACUACAAGGGUGAUGGUAUGCUUUCCUAUCUGAUCGGGCCUCACGAAUUUCACUCUCAGCAUCUGGACACCCUUUUAAAACUCGGAGUUGAUCCUAGACUAGAGAACUACGCAGGAGACACCUUUUUACACCAAUUGGCAGUCCAUUUCGCUACCGUCCAGGAUGACUCGUGUUAUUUAGCCAUGCUAAAGCUCUUGAAGAUGGGCAUUUCCCCAGCCCGUCCCAAUUUCCAGGGACGGACGCCCCUACAUAGUCUUUGCAGUCAGACCUCUGAAUUCCAUUUCAUGUCUGCUCCAGAGGAAGGCAAAUGCGCUAUUGACCUGCUGCUUGAUGCAGGUUUCAAUGUCGCGUUGAAUACUCCUGAUAAUCAGGGAAUUCGCCCUAUCCACCUGGCUGCCACCACUUCUGAUAGACUGGUCAGCAAGUUGAUCGUCAGAGGAGCUGAUACGACCGCAACCACGAAAGAUAGGCGAAACUUGCUACAUAUCGCGUCCACCGCUCGCCAAAGUAACGUUGUCGGGCUGCUGUUGGAUCAUUACACCUCGAUCAAUAUGCUGUCCUUAGUCAACACACAGUCUGAGGACGGACGAACCCCCCUCCAUGUGGCAUGUCGCUCUGGAAGAGUGGAAACUGUGAAUCUACUUCUCGCUCAUGGAGCGGAUGUCCAACUCCGAGAUAAACACAAGCACACCGCGAUGGAUUCAUGCUCUGGUUUCAAAGUCGAAAACCAACUCUGGAAAGGCACUUAUGGUCAGGAAAACCUGUUCCGUCUCUUUUCCGCAGCGGGCGUCCUCGCAGAUGAUGAUCGACGGCCACGGAUGCAUGAAACCAAUUCGAAGAACAAGAGCGAGAAUCCCAAAAAGCUAGGAUGGAAGGGUGAGCUCACAUCUGAAGCUUCGAGUCUUGGGACCCGUGACAUCGUGCGGACGUUGGCGCGACAUGGUGGGCUUUUAGAAAAGACAGGAUUUGGAGUUGGUCCAAUGUGGCACGCGACAGAUGCUGGCGACGAGGAGAUGGCCGUCGAACUAGCGCGGGUAUCCGAAGAGAUGGGCAUUAAAAUCGAAGAUUAUCGCUCCUUCGACACUGAAUGCUUGCUGUUGCGCUCGCAGCACCUUCCGGUCUUAUUGAUGGAAAAAUUUAACAGCCCUAUUGAUAUGGACAUGGACGUGCUUUCGAUGACUUUGAGCGGUCAUCACGAGGAGCUUGCUCAAGCCUUGGAAGAAAAUGCGGACGUUGUCAAUAAAGGCUCCGCUCUGCCGGACAUCUUGGUCACACUCGCACGGUGGGGAUACUCUGAGCUCUUUGAAAGAAUUGGGAAGAUCAUGCCAAAAAGCUGUUGGAUCGACGGCGGAAGCAAGCAUUACAACGGCGAGCUAAUCCCAUACUUGCUGGCUGCUGCUCAGCGAGAGCUUCCUAACCUGGACACGAUCAAGGUGAUUGUCGAGAAAUUCAAUGCAGAUGUCAAUAUUGUAUUCAAGGAGGGCAUGGUGACCAAACCAAAGGUCUACUACCAAUCUGCAAUGGCCAGCGGUAGAGGAUACCAAGCGGGUGAUACGAUCCUCCACCAACUGGCCCAAGGCACUCACUGGUGGCAUGCAGGAGCCAUUCGGUACUUGCUCCAACAAGGCGCUGAUCCUAACGCCCGCAAUGCCGAAGGCAAGACACCGUUGUGCAAAGCCCUUCACAAAUCCGAUGGUCUCCAGCAACUGGAAAUUGUUAAAAGCCUGCUUGAAGGCGGCGCCGACCCAAACCUUACUGCUCAAUGUGGCUUCUCGCCGCUUGCCAUGUGUGCAUAUAGCACACAGUUAUUCAAUCUCCUGAUCGAGCACGGUGCCUAUCCAUCCCAGAACCACCCCAUGGAGCUCUUCGUGGCGUUGUGCUCCUUCAAUUCUGAAGUCGUCUCUACUCUUCUUACCAUGGAUUUGGACAUAAACAACACAACCCUAUCUGACGCCCAGCGACACUGGCACACCCACAGGUUGCAGAAAGACCCUCAACUCACAAGCUUCAUCCUGCGACCAAUCCACUACAUCUCUAUGUUUCCCUUCAACGAGUCCAACAGCCGCGCCAACGCUAGCCGCAUGGUCAACUGCCUGCUCGCCCACGGCGCUGACCCAUUCCUACUUUGCGACACCGACAAGUCAAUCCUGCAUGAGCUUUUUACCGACGGGGGGAUCAUCCAGCCCUGGCUUGAAAUGCCGAACCUUGACCUUGAGCGACGGGAUCCUAAAGGCCAGACACUCAUUCUGGCCGCCGCAAGGUGCCAGACUGGAACGCAUUCGUAUGGGUGCAGUGUCCCCAUGUUCCCAUUUUACGGUGGUAACAUUGUACCGCUGCAGUGGGAGGAGGGCGAUAUUACGCGUGCGAUGGCACUUUAUGAGAAGGGGGCUGAUGUUUCGGUGGUAGAUAACCAAGGUAAUACCGUGUUUCAUCUUCUGGCGGCUUCGAUGCCGUCUAACACAUUUGCGGAGGCGGAGUUCCGGAGGACGGUGGAAUUGUUUAUGAAGAAGGUUCCUGAGUUGGUGGAGAAGGGGAAUUCCACAGGGAAGACGGCUCUUGCUAUUGCGGAAGAGCAUGGUAUUGCGUGGGCGAAGGAUUUGUUUGGAAAUUUUCGAAACGACUAG
Molecule: messenger RNA, 3714 nt
Organism: Penicillium atrosanguineum
Lineage: Eukaryota; Fungi; Ascomycota; Eurotiomycetes; Eurotiales; Aspergillaceae
Exons: 1
Coding region: 1-3714 (1237 amino acids)
Molecular function (GO): protein binding
Source: RefSeq, a predicted model, not a curated record